Messenger RNA from Diutina rugosa, 2217 nucleotides. RefSeq names its product ribosome dissociation factor GTPase. Gene Ontology annotation, biological process: translation. The coding region runs from base 1 to 2217 and encodes 738 amino acids. The record is from RefSeq and is a predicted model, not a curated record. Gene Ontology annotation, molecular function: GTP binding; GTPase activity. NCBI's taxonomy places the organism in Eukaryota, Fungi, Ascomycota, Pichiomycetes, Serinales, Debaryomycetaceae. The transcript has 2 exons.
AUGGACUACGACGAUGACUACGAGGAUUACUCUCAAGACGAGGGCUUUGAUGAGGAUAAGUUGACCAACGAAGAGUAUGAGCAGCUUCAUGAAGUUCUCCCCAAGCUCCGCAAGCAAUUAGCAACCUACAACGAUGAGAUCCCAGAGUACGAUUUGAAGGAGGCUCUUUACGCGAAUUAUUGGGAUGUGGAUGCUUCGUUGGCCGAACUCAAAACCCGAUUUAAAAAAACAGCACUGUGCGAAAAUCUUUUUGGGCAGGUCAGUGGUAAGGACAUGAGUAAGCUUGCCCAAUUGGCUAAGCUACGAGCACAGAAGACUACAGCCACCCCUAUUGAAUCCCAGAAUGAAAAUCCGUCCAACAUGCGAGCGUCUAAGUUGGCAGCGUUAGCUCAAACCCGCAAAAAGGAUGGUCUGACUGGUGCAGACCAUUUGCCAUCGACGAAAAGUCUACUGAAACUUCAAAGUUUACGACAAAAGAGGUUAUCCAGUAAGGUGGCAGACACCAACGGCGCUGAUGAGGUGCUGUCUAUUGAUGUCGAUCCUUCACCUCCCCCAACGGAAACUAUUACACCAGAGGUAGCUAUAUCAGUUGAUGUUUCCGUGAGCCUGACAUUAUUACUGUCCCACCGCCACAUGUCAAUAGGACGCACACCUGAAGAACCAAGAGCCAAACGAAUGCGCUAUUCGAUCAUUACUAACCACGAAAUCCCCGCAGAAAAGGUUAAACAAGUGGAACAAAGUUUCUCGAAACCUCUGCCUGAUGAUGUUGUCAUUGAGGCUCAAGAACAAGCAUUCAAGAAGGUUGGCGACCUUAGUUUAAAUGACAAGGCCGAUAAAUCUCUCAAGUCAACGAAGCCGUUCAAAAAGCUCGACUUGGCUGUGGAGAUCGCUCAAUCUCCUGAUUUCGCUAAACCGCACCGCUCGUUUGUUGUGAUUGGUCAUGUUGAUGCUGGUAAGCUGACGUUGAUGGGUCGAUUGCUCUACGAUUACGGUAUUGUGGAUGCUCGCACUGUCAAUAAGCUUGUCAAGGAUGCAGAGAAAGCCGGGAAGGGGUCUUUUGCCUUAGCAUGGAUUUUGGACCAAUCACUGGAGGAGCGUACUCAUGGUGUUACGAUCGAUAUUUGUGCUACAGAUUUGGAGACUCCGUUAAUCAAAUUCACUGCCAUUGAUGCACCCGGUCACAAAGAUUUUGUCCCCCAGAUGAUUGGCGGUGUAUCUCAAGCUGAACUUGCAUUGUUGGUAGUGGAUUCUAUAACUGGUGAGUUCGAAGCCGGUUUUGCUUUGGACGGCCAAACCAAGGAGCAUGCCAUUCUCGCCAAAAACCUUGGUAUUGAACGGAUUUGCGUCGCUGUAAACAAGAUGGACAAGGAAAAUUGGAGCGAGGUGCGAUUUAACUCUAUGAGAGAACAGCUUCUUGAGUAUCUCUGCAGUGAGGACGUCGGGUUCCAGCCCAAUCAAGUCGAUUUUAUUCCAAUUUCCGGUCUCACUGGCGUGAAUGUUGUGAACAGGGGCGAUGUUCCUGAGCUCAAGUGGUAUGAAGGGCCAACUUUAGGUCAAUAUUUGGAAAAUACCGCGUUGUCGACCGAUAUCAAGAAUGCCACCGAACUUCUAAAACAAGACUUCUACUUGUCGAUCCACGAUUGCCAACGUGACAAAGGCGCACUUAGAGUCAGUGGCAAAGUUCUGAGUGGGGUUAUCCAAGCUGGUGAAACGAUCGUCGUACUUCCUGAGGAAGAGAGACUUCAGGUUCAAUCCCUCAAGGUCGGUAAUAAGCAAGUUGACUUUGCUGUUUCUGGACAGUUGGUGGAAAUGUCGUUCAAGGCGUCACAACUCUCGAACGACAAUACUGACGCGCUUCGCAAUGGUGACUUGGUGACAAAUCAAUCAUCUGGAGCCAAACUGGUUCAAAAAGUCAAGGUUGAACUACACUUAUUCAAUUUACUGAAGCCGUUGGUUGUUGGACAACCGUUCGUGUUGUUCCGGAAUAACACACACGUACCAGCUCGCAUCACUCAAAUCAUUGAGGUCAAAAAUGCAAAGAAGAAGAAGAAAAUGCUUCAUUUGUCGAGUCUCCUGGAUGCUGUUGUCGAAAUUGAAAUUCUGGAGGGCAAGUUACCUUGCACCACUUACGUCGAUAACAAGGUUUUGGGGCGGGUGGUCAUUCGAAGAGAAGGAACAACUAUCGGUGCGGGUCACAUUGAGGAAUUGAUAGAAUAG